AUGAAGUUUUUGUCUCUUUCUGUUUCUUUCUUGCUUGCUAGCAAGGCUUCUGCUGCUGUCAUCCCAUUGAAUGACGAAUCUUCUCUCAUUUCUGAGGUGGAGGUUGAAAAGAGAGACCCUGUGGUUGCUCCUAGACAGGCUGGCGAAAAGGCUCCAUUGCUUAGAGCCCUUAAGCCUGUCAAGUCUAAGUACAUUGUCGUUUACAACGAUGAUGCUUCUGCUGAGGCCAAGGCUGAAGAGUCUGAAUGGAUCUCUGGUGUCGUUCUGGAGGUCGCCAAGAGAGAUGGCACCAGCGACGACCACUUGAAGUUCUUCGAUGUCAACACUCUUAACGGUUACUUGGGCUCUUUUGACGAAGAAACCGUCGACAAGAUUAGAGACAGUGGUGCUGUGAAGUACGUUGAAGAAGACACUUAUGCUGUUGCCGAGGAGAUCACCACCCAGAACAACGCUGUCUGGGGUAUUUCCAGAGUGUCUACUCGUGAGAACACCAGAUCUGGAAAGUACAUCCACGACUCUCAAGGUGGUCAGGGUGUUACUGCUUAUGUUGUCGACACUGGUAUCAUGACUGAGGACCCUGAGUUCGAAGGCCGUGCUACUUUGGGUGUUUCUGUUGCUCAGCCAGACAAGAAGUACGACACCAAUGGCCACGGAACCCAUGUGGCUGGUACCAUUGGUUCCAAGACCUACGGUGUUGCUAAGAAGGUUGAUCUUGUUUCUGUCAGUGUGUUCGGUACCAACGACCGUGCUGCUGUCUCUGACCUUCUUAUUGGUUUCGACUACGUUAUCCGUGACCACAAGCAGAAGCUUGCUUCUGGCAAGAAGGGCUUCAAGGGUUCUACUUUGAACAUGUCCAUUGGUGGUGCCAACUCUCGUGCCUGGACUGAUGGUAUUAACGCUCUUGUCACUGCUGGUAUUCAUGCUGUUGUCGCUGCUGGUAACGAGGCUAUCCCAGCUUGUACCUUCUCCCCAGGUUUGUCUAACGCCAUCACCGUUGGUGGUUCUCAAAGCGACGACAACAAGUACAGUAACUCCAACUACGGUGACUGUGUCAACAUCCUCGCUCCUGCUGUGAACAUUCCAUCUGUUGGCUGGAAGCAGACCCCAGAGUACAAGACCGGUACCUCCAUGGCUUCUCCACACGUUGCUGGUGUUGCUUCUUACUUCUUGUCCUUGCACCCAGGUGCUGGUUCUGAGUUCAACACUGCUCUUCUUACUCCAGCUGAGCUCAGAAAGAGAUUGAUCGACUUUGGUACCAAGGGUGCUAUCCGUGGCUUUGACUCUGCCACCCCUAACGUUCUUGUCUACAACGGUGCUACCAACCCAGGUAAGUUCUGGGAGUAA
Candidozyma haemuli is the source of this 1344-nucleotide messenger RNA. RefSeq names its product S8 family peptidase. Gene Ontology annotation, biological process: proteolysis. Gene Ontology annotation, molecular function: serine-type endopeptidase activity. The record is from RefSeq and is a predicted model, not a curated record. The transcript has a single exon. NCBI's taxonomy places the organism in Eukaryota, Fungi, Ascomycota, Pichiomycetes, Serinales, Metschnikowiaceae. The coding region runs from base 1 to 1344 and encodes 447 amino acids.